AUGGAGAAAAUCUCAGUGUCAGCGUUCCUGCUCCUUGUGGCCCUCUCCUAUACUCUGGCCAAAGACACCACCGUCAAACCAGGAGCCAAAAAGGACCCAAAGGACUCUCGGCCCAAACUGCCCCAGACCCUCUCCAGAGGUUGGGGCGAUCAACUCAUCUGGACUCAGACUUAUGAAGAAGCCUUAUACAAAUCCAAGACUAGCAACAGACCCUUGAUGAUCAUCCAUCACUUGGACGAGUGUCCACACAGUCAAGCUUUAAAGAAAGUGUUUGCUGACAGCAAGGAAAUCCAGAAGCUGGCAGAGCAGUUCAUUCUCCUCAACCUGGUGUACGAAACGACAGACAAGCACCUUUCUCCUGACGGCCAGUAUGUGCCCAGAAUUCUGUUUGUGGACCCAUCCCUGACCGUGAGGGCAGACAUCACCGGAAGAUACUCAAACCGUCUCUACGCCUAUGAACCUUCCGACACAGCCCUGUUGCUGGACAACAUGAAGAAAGCUCUCAAGCUGCUGAAGACGGAACUGUAGGGCUGCCUGUGCGUUGCAGCAGGUGAAGAGACAGCAGAAGCACCUGAACUUGAUGAUUACAUUACAGGUUAAUGUUACA
Peromyscus californicus insignis is the source of this 607-nucleotide messenger RNA. It is a transcript of the gene Agr2, whose product is annotated as anterior gradient 2, protein disulphide isomerase family member. Lineage: Eukaryota; Metazoa; Chordata; Mammalia; Rodentia; Cricetidae. The coding region runs from base 1 to 528 and encodes 175 amino acids. Gene Ontology annotation, molecular function: dystroglycan binding. The transcript has 7 exons. The record is from RefSeq and is a predicted model, not a curated record. Gene Ontology annotation, cellular component: endoplasmic reticulum.